GCUUCCUCCCAGGGCCCUGCCAAUCGAACUUUACAUGGCGAGCCUAUUCUUUGAUAUUCCCUCGCCUUCAGGGUGCCUCCAAACACGGGAAAAAGAUGGAAUCUGUCCUGAUCCAACAUGAAAGAAAACGUUACCAUCAACCAACUGUCAAAGAUCUCCAACUUUUCCUGUGCAACACGGACGCUCGGUGACUAGGCUGGUCAAGGUUCUCUCUAAUGACAGAACCCAUCACAUCCAAGAUUGCGACUAGUACAUCUAUGGCCUAAUAUGGUCUCUCUGGAGAUCUCGAAAGAAUUCAAGCCCGCCUGGGUCACUGCCAUCGUCAACAGUUGGGUCCAGCGAUCUCCCGAAAUUACUAGACAACAAAUACAAAACACCAUGACAUCCGUUGGUUACGGUCGCCGUUUGUUUAUUUGCGGGUUGCCGUCCCCUUGCUUGAUUCAAUCUUGAAACAUCGUCCUCAUAUUUGCAGACAUCCCGACAUCAUGAUGCAUGAUUACAGUGAAGUUUCUCCCGUUCUACCUAUAAGAAGGGAUCCCAAUCACAAUGGCUCCUCAGACCGAGUCUCACUCCCGUUUUCACCCUUCAUCUACUUCUUUGUUUCAUCCCCUCUGUUCUGAGAACAGGUUCCUUUUUCAUCAUGCACUACUCUCGUUACUUCCGCUUCUUUGCUCUGUUGCUAUUUGUCCUCUGCCUGGCUGAAACGACGUUCUCUGCCCCGGUGAAGAAAACCACUGCUGCGAAGAAGCCUGCGACGAAGGCUCCUGCGAAGGCACCGGUACCACCCAAAGCUCCUGUGAAGCCUCCAGCAGUGCCAAAGGCUCCCGCAAAACCCCCUCCAGCACCGAAAACGCCUGCAAAGCCUCCUGCAGCGCCCCCUAAAGCCCCCGCAAAACCAUCAUCCGCACCUACGACACCUCCGGGUAGCAGACCAGGAAGCCCAGCUCCGGUUACAAAAGCUGACCCUGCUGAGGGAGGUUGUAGCAAACAGACUACGUGCGACAAGUGUGUCGCUGUCAAAGGUGCUGGCGGUAAAGCGGUGUGUGUCUUCACGGAAGCUAGCAAGUGUGUUGGUUCGUCCACUACCCCAGCUGGCAAAUUGUUCCGGACCGCUGCUGAGUGCAAGAGUUUCAACGCUCAGGCUGCCGAUACUGCCGCUGCGGAUGCAGAUCUUGUCAAGGCCGCCAAAAGCGAGUUUGCAAAGAUCAAACCCCACGUCUUCGGAACGGAGAAGGGUUUGAAGAAUACCUCCGGAAGACAUCUGGCCUCUGCAUUGCUCAGCGUUCCGGCAAACAAGAACUUGGAGAGAGCUGAAAAUGCUGCAACCGGUCUCUCGAAGUUUACCAGCAAACAAGGAAAGAUCAAGACAACCUGGGAUGAUGAUAAAGGAAAGUUCACUCAAGCUCAAGUACAAGCAAUGUGCGAGGACGCUAUCAAAUCGGUGUUGAAGCUGAAGAACGCGAAAACAUUGCCCAAAGGAACGGCGAUCACCUCGGUGUCGGUCAAGUCUCCCCUUGGCGGUAACUUGUGUAUUAGUGUGCAGGGUAACACAAGUGUUUUCCCUGGAUCUACGAGUGCCACCACCACUGCUCCGGGUCAACCUUGUACAACAGAUAGUGGGGUUUCAGACGAUGUAUGAUCAGAUCGAGUGGUGUACUUGAUAUGAGUCCACUAAUACACUAUUAUGUUGCAAAUAAUCUAUCGGACGCGGAGAAGGCGAGUAGUACUCGUAAGGCCCGCCGUUGGUAUUCAUUCUCAAUCCAUAGUAAGCUGACG
Messenger RNA from Marasmius oreades (fairy-ring Marasmius), 1776 nucleotides. RefSeq lists its product as uncharacterized. The record is from RefSeq and is a predicted model, not a curated record. The coding region runs from base 641 to 1639 and encodes 332 amino acids. Lineage: Eukaryota; Fungi; Basidiomycota; Agaricomycetes; Agaricales; Marasmiaceae. The transcript is spliced from 6 exons.